Rhodamnia argentea is the source of this 487-nucleotide messenger RNA. Its product is annotated as acyl carrier protein-like. Lineage: Eukaryota; Viridiplantae; Streptophyta; Magnoliopsida; Myrtales; Myrtaceae. Gene Ontology annotation, biological process: fatty acid biosynthetic process. The record is from RefSeq and is a predicted model, not a curated record. Gene Ontology annotation, molecular function: acyl carrier activity.
GCGUGGUAAUCGCCAGUAUUAAGAGCGAAGUAGUGACAGCAUAAUGGCUUCUGCUUCGCUUUCAACCCCCCGGUUGCCGGCUCUUCAAUCCGUUCGCAGGGCAAGAGGCGGUGCUCGUCAAUUAGGAAGCCUGUCAGCCAUUAGCGGAAAGAUUAGACUCGUGCCGAAGAUUGCAAUCGCGAAGGUGGGAAUAGCAUUCGCCCCUAUUCUGGUUCUCUCCAGGAAUCAGAUAUCAUGCUCCGCCGCUAAGCCAGACACUCUGAAAACGGUCCAAGGCAUCAUUGCCAAGCAGUUCUCUGUCGAUGAAAGCACAGUUGCUCCCGAGACCAAGUUUGCCGACUUGGGCGCCGAUUCUCUUGGCACGGUGGAGAUCGUGAUGGCUUUGGAAGAGACGUUCAGAGUUUCGAUGCGAAGGGGAGCCGAGAACAUCGUUACCGUCCAGGAUGCAGCAGAUUUGAUAGAGAAAGUGAAGGCAGGCUCCGCUUGA